UGAAGUUUCUCGUUCCGAAACGAUCCAGAGAGAAUUGAAAGUGGGCUUUAUCGAUCGAUUGAUCGAUCGAUCGAUCAAAUUAAUCGAAUCCUUGUUCUCGCCUUUGUACUGAUCUCGCUUUCAUUGCGUAAUUGUUAAGAUGUCGUACUCCAGAAGGUCAAGGUACUCCCCUUCUUCACCACCACAUAAGCGUUACGGAAGGUCUGUUACAAGGUCCAGGUCACGUUCUAGGAGUUGGAGCUAUGAUUCAAGUGACAUAGAAAACCCAGGAAACAACCUGUAUGUGACAGGUUUGUCGCCACGCAUCUCAAAGAGGGAUCUUGAGAAGCAUUUCUCAGCAGAGGGAAGGGUAGAAGAUGUUCACCUUGUAGUUGAUCCAUGGACUCGAGAAUCUCGUGGGUUUGGGUUUGUGACCAUGUCGAAUAUCAAAGAGGCUGAUCGCUGCAUCAAGUACUUAGAUGGGUCGGUUCUUGAGGGUCGUGUCAUCUCUGUGGAGAAGGCUAGGAGGCGGAGAGGUCGAACACCUACUCCAGGGAAGUAUCUUGGGCCGAAGAAGGAUCAUGUUCGUGGACGAUCAUCCUCGAGAGAUAGGAGCAGGUCUUACUCUCCAUAUUGUAGUAGCAGGCAUCGAAGAUCAUUCUCACCAUACGACAGCUGUGGGAGGUCUUACUCUCGUUCGAGCUCUCCCUACAGUAGAUCUCCAGUUGGCAGGCAUGACAGAUUGUACACCCGAGAGGAUCGCUCCUACAGGAGUCGAUACUAUAGGGAUUACUCACCUGACUACAGACGUGAUAGGUCUUAUACUCCGGAAGAUGGUUUGUACCGGAGGAGCCGUAUGGAUUACUCUCCUGGAUAUAGACGGUCUUACAGGAGCCGAAGCCGAUACUACUCGAGGGAUUACUCACCUGAUGACAGACGUUAUUACAGGAGCAGGCGUUAUCGGUCUGUUUCCAGAAGCAUUUCUUCUUCCCCACGGGGACGCUAUAGGGGACACUCUCCUAGCGUCUCACCAGUUGGCUCAAGAAGAAGAUCCUCGAUAAGAGUCUCACCACGGACAAGGAGUUCCAGGAGGAGGAGCUACUCCCCAGUAUCAAGUCGGAGCUAUUCAAGGAGUGUGAGCGUUGGGUCUCGGACUCCUAGUUCGUCUUCAGUGUCUCGUUAAAGAAGGUAAGUUGUGCGUUUAUUGAUGUAGCUUAGAGUGUGUAGUAAUUAAUGUGUGAUUGAUCUCCGUGUUUGGAUGGUAGCAGUGUUAUGGUGGAUGAUUAUGUUUUUUAUGGGUGGUUUUCGAUCUGGUGGACAUGUAGGUUUUGGGUAUUUCACAGUAAUUCAUGAGACUUAAUAAAGAAACUGUGUAAUAUACUAA
Cynara cardunculus var. scolymus (artichoke) is the source of this 1363-nucleotide messenger RNA. Its product is annotated as serine/arginine-rich splicing factor SR45a-like. Gene Ontology annotation, biological process: positive regulation of mRNA splicing, via spliceosome. Bases 140 to 1162 code for a protein of 340 amino acids. The record is from RefSeq and is a predicted model, not a curated record. NCBI's taxonomy places the organism in Eukaryota, Viridiplantae, Streptophyta, Magnoliopsida, Asterales, Asteraceae. Gene Ontology annotation, cellular component: spliceosomal complex. Gene Ontology annotation, molecular function: RNA binding. The transcript has 7 exons.